CGUUGUUCAUCUACCAUGUCUUUCUCUGAUUGACUGACUUGACACCCACGAAAACUCAACCUCCCUCCUUCAGUAACUCCCCACAAUACUAUCACCCCGGAACCAAGGCGAUCAUUCUACGGCCGGGUUCUUUUGCACGUGCAUCGCCAUCGUUUCAGACAGGCCACAGCCUUCCCGAUAAAAACCCCCGUUCCGACUCAACCUUCACCUCACCGCCAUGAACUUUGUCACCUUCAAUCAGGAUUUCUCGUGCUUGGCUGUUGGCACCCACCAUGGCUAUCGAAUAUAUAAUUGUGAUCCGUUUGGCAAGGUUUACGAACAAAAGGAGGGCGGGGAUGUCACCAUAAUCGAAAUGCUCUUUAGCACGUCACUCGUCGCUCUUAUUCUUUCCCCCCGCCGGCUCGUCAUAACAAACACAAAGCGGCAAUCCACGAUAUGCGAGCUCACCUUUCCAACAUCUAUAUUGGCUGUCAAAUUGAACCGAAAGCGUUUGAUAGUGGUAUUAGAGGAGCAAAUAUAUGUAUAUGACAUCAGUAACAUGAAGUUACUGCACACGAUUGAGACUUCACCUAAUCCUACUGCUAUCUGUGCACUCUCCCCUUCCUCGGAAAAGUGUUACAUUGCUUACCCACGACCAACGAACUCGAGCACCUCGCCAUUCUCACCUCCGUCCCAUACUCCCCCAGGUGUUAGCGCGCCUCCCGCGGCAUCGGGUGAUGUUCUCCUUUUCGACGCAAUAAAGCUUGAAGCUGUGAAUGUGAUCGAGGCCCACAAGGCCCCGCUAGCUAAUGUUGCUCUCAAUAGUGAAGGAUCUCUUUUAGCUACUGCCUCGGAUAAAGGCACGAUAAUCAGGGUUUUUUCUAUUCCUGGUGCUCAGAAACUCUACCAGUUUCGCCGAGGAACAUAUCCCUCGCGUAUCUUCUCAAUUGCUUUUAAUCUUAUGUCUACCCUGCUCUGUGUCUCGUCUGCGACGGAAACUGUCCAUAUAUUCCGCCUUGGUGGACCAACCCCCCAAGAAUCUUCAUCUGGACCUUUCCGGGCUACUGAUUCGGACGCUGGGGGUUCGCCGACGGGAUCUGUCGCGUCAUCUCCAUCCAACCAUGCUGGAGCUGCGGGAGGCGGUUUUGAUCACUAUGUAGAAUCAAAACGUCGCAAUGGCACCGGGACAUUUGGCUCUAUCAUUAGACGCUCUUCGCAGCAGAUUGGGCGAACAAUUGCUGGGGCCGCUGGAGGGUACCUACCACAUGCCGUGACUGAGAUGUGGGAGCCAGCGAGAGAUUUUGCUUUUGUAAAGCUUCCGAAUGCUGGACUUAAGAGUGUUGUGGCACUGAGCAGUACAAGUCCGCAAAUAAUGGUUGUAACUAGUGAUGGUUACUUUUAUGUGCACAAUGUGGACAUGGAAAGAGGUGGAGAAUGCGUACUCACAAAACAGUACUCUUUGCUGGAUUCAAGCGAGAAGAUGGGGCAGAGCUUAAUGUAUGAUUAACGAUCCCAUCCGGCAAGAUUGAGUGAGUGAGUGUAUGAAUGAGGGCGUCCAGGGUCCAGGAUCCACCAGCCGCUGUUUCCCACCUGCCCCUGGAGCGGUUGCCUGAUGACCUUGCAAAUACCUACGCUCCAAUAGGCAUGGACAUUUGUAAUCUAUUCUUUUUUUUCCUUCUCACGUCUUUUUCCUAUUCUCUUCUUCCAUCCCCCUUAUUUUUCUUCUUCAAGUUCAGGCAAACGGCGUUGGUUACUGUACCCUCUGGCAUCAUUUUACGGUAACGAGUGGCAAAGGGGCUUUCUCUUCAAAUCAUUUUGUUACGCUAUCUCAAGCUUUUCCCUCAUUUUUCAUUCCCCUCAUUUUUUUUACUUCCCCUUCUCACAAAGACUUCUCCCCCCCUUUUUUUUACAUACUUACCCACUUCUACGCAAUUAAAGCGUGGGUUCGAACAAGUUAUAGAGAGGGCUUAUUUAUUAGUUUGUCAUGCUGGCUAUCAAUUCAAUUCAAUAUGUAGCUGUUAUGCUAUCAGUCUUUCACAUAA
This is a messenger RNA of Tuber melanosporum (Perigord truffle), 2021 nucleotides long. RefSeq lists its product as uncharacterized. Gene Ontology annotation, cellular component: cytosol; fungal-type vacuole membrane; phagophore assembly site membrane. Bases 218 to 1486 code for a protein of 422 amino acids. Gene Ontology annotation, molecular function: protein binding; phosphatidylinositol-3,5-bisphosphate binding; phosphatidylinositol-3-phosphate binding. The record is from RefSeq and is a predicted model, not a curated record. The transcript is spliced from 5 exons. Lineage: Eukaryota; Fungi; Ascomycota; Pezizomycetes; Pezizales; Tuberaceae. Gene Ontology annotation, biological process: protein localization to phagophore assembly site; autophagy of mitochondrion; protein lipidation.